Molecule: messenger RNA, 372 nt
Organism: Caenorhabditis angaria
Lineage: Eukaryota; Metazoa; Nematoda; Chromadorea; Rhabditida; Rhabditidae
Source: the annotation of a GenBank genome assembly
AUGUCGCUAGUUCACGACAUUGGCGAAGCGAUCGCCGGCGACAUCACUCCCCACUGCGGCGUCUCCGAUCAAACCAAAUUCGAUCUCGAAUCAGCGGCCAUCGCUCAAAUCGCCACCUAUGUUCCCGAUGCGGUUGGGCAGGAUUGGAGCGAACUGUGGAGAGAGUACGAGGCGGCGGAGACGCAGACAGCGCAAAUCGUCAAACAUUUGGAUAAAUUCGAUAUGAUUGUGCAGGCGGAUAAAUAUGAGCAGAAGUAUGGUACUGAUUUGACGCAAUUCUUUACGAGCACUGUUGGCAAGUUGACGAUGGAACCGUUUGCCACGUGGGAUCGUGAAAUUAGGCGAACUCGAGAGCAAAGGCUGAACAUUUGA